GCUCACAUCAAACUAAGAAUGACAAAAAUGAGUCUCUCUUCCUAUAUAUUAGUAUUAACUUUUUCUCUGUUUUCUCACGGUAUUCUACUUUCAGCUUCCAAGUCCAUAAGAAAUUUAGAAGAUGACAUGGUGUUUAACACAUUUCGGAUGGGAAAAGCCUUUCAGAAGGAAGAUACUGCAGAAAGAUCAGUUGUUGCCCCUUCUCUGGAACAGUAUAAAAAUGAUGACAGCAGCUUCAUGAAUGAGGAGGAAAGCAAAACUUCAAAGAACACAGGCUCCAAACAUAAUUUUGUGAGUCACGGUAUGCCACUGAAUCUGGCUAUAAAGCCUUAUCUUGCAUUAAAAGGAUCUGUAGCUUUUCCAGCUGAGAAUGGAGUUCAGAAUACUGAAUCAACACAAGAAAAGAGAGAAAUUGGGGAUGAAGAAAACUCAGCUAAAUUUCCAAUAGGAAGGAGAGAUUUUGACAUGCUCAGGUGUAUGCUGGGGAGAGUCUACCGACCUUGUUGGCAAGUCUGACACCUGUUGGUUCACAUCAUCUUUUGGGAAGAAAACAAAACCAUUUCAUUGCCAGUGGAAAGAAAACCCUUAAUAUUAUUAUAACCUGUAUAUUACUUUAAAUGUCUGCUUUAAAAGAAAAUAAUGUUAAGACAUACCAAUAAUCUAAAUGAUG
Messenger RNA from Sciurus carolinensis (gray squirrel), 670 nucleotides. It is a transcript of the gene Pmch, whose product is annotated as pro-melanin concentrating hormone. The coding region runs from base 19 to 516 and encodes 165 amino acids. Gene Ontology annotation, biological process: chemical synaptic transmission; behavior. Gene Ontology annotation, molecular function: melanin-concentrating hormone activity; type 1 melanin-concentrating hormone receptor binding. NCBI's taxonomy places the organism in Eukaryota, Metazoa, Chordata, Mammalia, Rodentia, Sciuridae. The record is from RefSeq and is a predicted model, not a curated record. The transcript is spliced from 3 exons.